GCGAACAGAUAGCAACACAAACUCUAUCAGCUCCAUGUAAAAAUAUGCAGGAAUAAGAACCGAUUCCAAGUAUUUACGUUAAAAAUAGCAUUCCUUAUGCCCCUUUCAAAAAGUACUUGCAACUCUGGAGAUUUUAGAAACUGGAAUAUUUCUGCUAUCAGCUGGAUGUGAUGUUGAGGAUUUUUGACACGGAUGAAACUGAGUAACGUUGCUAUUUGUUGUGUUUGUUGGCCCUUGAAAUCGGGUUCUAAAGGAUUUAUUGCAGCCACCAUUGCAUUUACCACAUUGCACAUGUACAUGUAUGCCUUUUCAUGUAUUCGAAUGUGGGCUGGGUUGUUUUGACGGAUUACCAAGGCAAGGAGAUUGGAAAUAAAUUAACCAAUGGUUUCAACAUUAGCAAACAGCUAACCCAACACCAGUCGUAGUAAAAACAAUGUCAGCUGGGCCAGCAGUGGACAAAAUCGACCCCUUCACAAAAAAGUCAAUGCGAAAGGGGAAACAGAAAAAAUCACAAGGAUCAUCGAAAUAUCGGUCAAAGAACAGCGUAGAACUCCAGCCUCUGGCUUUAAUAAAGGACACACCCCAGACGGAGAAGCACGACCUAGUGGUGAAGAAGCUAGGCCAGUGUAGCUGCGUGUUUGACUUCAUGGAUGCAGUGUCCGACCUGAAGGGCAAGGAGAUCAAGAGGGCUAGUCUAAAUGAGCUGGUGGACUAUAUAACGACAGAGAGGGGUGUGCUAUCAGAGGAAAUUUAUCCAGAAGUCAUCCACAUGAUAAUAUGUAAUAUCUUCCGCACACUGCCACCUAGUGAAAAUCCAGAUUUCGAUCCUGAGGAAGACGACCCUACAUUAGAAGCAUCAUGGCCACACUUGCAGAUUGUCUACGAAUUUUUCUUGCGGUUUCUGGAAUCACCGGAGUUCCAGCCCAGCAUAGCCAAGAAAUACAUCGACCAAAAGUUUGUUAUGCAGCUGCUGGAGCUGUUUGACAGUGAAGAUCCCCGCGAGCGAGACUUCUUGAAGACAGUGCUUCACCGCAUUUAUGGCAAGUUCCUGGGCCUACGCGCCUUCAUACGUAAACAGAUCAACCAUAUCUUCCUCAGGUUUAUUUAUGAAACGGAACACUUUAACGGAGUAGGAGAAUUACUAGAAAUCCUGGGCAGUAUAAUCAAUGGAUUUGCACUACCGCUGAAAAACGAGCACAAGAGUUUCCUGAUCAAGGUGCUCAUCCCUCUGCACAAGGUCAAAUGCCUCAGUCUUUAUCAUGCACAGCUGGCAUAUUGUGUAGUGCAGUUCCUAGAGAAAGAUGCAACGCUUACUGAUCAGGUCGUUAGAGGUUUAUUGAAGUAUUGGCCAAAAACCUGUAGUCAGAAAGAGGUCAUGUUCCUGGGUGAGAUCGAGGAAGUCUUAGAUGUGAUAGAGCCUUCACAGUUUGUCAAGAUUCAGGAGGUUUUGUUUAAACAGCUGGCUAGGUGUGUAGCAAGUCCACACUUUCAGGUAGCAGAGAGGGCGCUAUACUUCUGGAAUAAUGAAUAUAUAUUGAGUCUGAUAGAGGAGAAUUCAUUAACUGUAAUGCCCGUCAUGUUCCCUAGUCUCUAUAGGAUAUCAAAGGAACAUUGGAAUCAGACUAUAGUUGCACUGGUUUAUAAUGUACUGAAGACAUUUAUGGAAAUGAAUAGCCAAUUGUUCGACGACCUAACAUCUGGUUACAAGGUAGAGAGACAAAAAGAGAAGAAAAAGGAGAAGGAACGAGAUGAACUAUGGAAGCGCCUGAGUAAACUAGAGAUGAACAAUGCUGCUAACAAGAACAGUAAGGCCAAGUAACGGCGGUCCCCAAUUCCAGCGGUCAGCCUCUCCCCUGCUUGGUUCGGCUCGGCUCAGCUAGGGCUUCGGCUUGCCUCUGAGGCAAAGAAAGUUUAAAAAAUCAUGUCAUAGUUAGCAGUUGACUGCCAAAGUGUUUUGUGUGUGAUGCUUGCAUCUAAACCAGGAAUAGAAAAUAAAUUUGACACAAACAUAUCCACAGCUUUUCGCAUUUUGUGGAACGAGGUUUCUGAGGAGAAGCAAUUCCCUCGAAGUGUAAAAGAGGAAAAGACAACAAAACAAAUCUCUUCUGUCUUACUGUGGAGUUGAGGGGCCGGGCUGUUAGUGAGGUUCGUGUCGCAACCUUACGGUGACAGAAGUUAGUUCCUCAGCUUUUCUUCCUCCAUGGUUCUUGUAUUCAUUAGAUACUACAAAUGUAUUGUUGAUUUUUAUUAUAAACAUCAUAAAAAAACAAAAACAGAAGACCAUAGUUCCCCCCCCCCUCUUCUUUUUCUCUCUUACUGAUUUUCAUCCGUUUUUAUAGUUAUGUCUGUUGAGAUACUAGAUGUGUUUGAAAUAAUGUGGCCAGAAUAAGUGGAUAUGCAGGGGGGGUGGGGGUCUGGCUUUGAUUUGUAAGCCAGGGGGAACUUAUACUGCAUAUGAUUUUUAAAUUGUGAAUGAGGCAAUAGAAAUGUUAAUGUUUGUAUAUGUAUGCAUGAGUGUGAAAGGUCAACCUGAGUUUGUGAGUAUGCGUUUGGGUGUCAGGUGAGUGUGAGAGAGUGUGGUCAGUGAAUGGGUAAUUUUCAAAAUGGGAUAAUUAUGGCCGAGUUGCACAAACUCUCAUGCAACCGAUUUGAUAGACAUUGUGAGUGUUGCACAGAGUGGGUUUUUCCAGAUGGUAUGAGCCUAUUGUAUGCGGGCCCAAUUUCAUCUAGGUGCUUAAGCACAAAAAGUAGCUUAGCACAAUAAAAAUUACGCUUACCAGCUAAACAACCAAGUUACAUGUACAAUUAGUGACUGGCCUCCUGCUCAUUUUUGCUAAGCAGAAAAUCGUUCAGCAAUAUUUUUCGGCUUUAGAAGCAGCUCCAUAAAAAUUGGGCCCAGCACAAUGUCAUACUGAGGGAGGUUUUUAAAGCAACUGAUUCCUAAAUUGUAACAAGUCGGUGAUUAAGUGACUUUGAUCGCCAGCGCUGUGGCUGGCGACAUUGCUCUUCAUCCAAAGGGGGUAAACAAGAAAUGGCGUGUGUCGUAUCCAACGGUUUUAAACGAAUGUUUAUAUUAAUGUAUAGAUUGUAUUGAAUAACCCACUCUCAUGAAUGUUUCAAUGUUAUACAGAAAAUAAAUUCUUCCAGUUUGCAGCAGAAGUUUUAAAACAAAAUUGAAGAAGUUUGAGUCCCUGUGGGAUAUUGCAUUCUGCUAUAGGGAUGGCUAGCCUGGUUCGUAAAUAUUUUUUAGUUUUUAAGUGGACAUUUAAUUAACUUUUUUAACCAAAUCUGUGUUGGUUAUAAAACCUCUCUGCAUGAUGGUGAAAUUAAUAGACUGGUGCUUUAUAUGACAGCAAGAUUGAGUGUCGGCCUUAUCAAUACUUAAUGAGCUUUAUAAGUCUGGCACCUGGUACCACCAUUUAAGACACUAUCAUUGGUCUCCGGACAUGGUCACUACCAGAACUGACCAUUGUUCACCAAUUGACACUGACGGUUAAUACCAGUCCAAACCAGUCAAUACUGGCAAGUUGAGGCUGAUUUCUAUUGUCAAAUCAAGCCUUAAAACCAGUUGAAACCAGAUAAAAUAGAGCGACUUGAACCAGUUCAAGCCAGCUUGAACCGGUUCCAGCCAGUUUAAACCUGUUGACAAUAGCAUGUAUUUAACAAAGCAUCUACAAAUACAGCCAAAGCCAUGGCCAGAUCAACUGCAGCAUUUUCGUGAUCAAACUUCACAUUUCUCAAAAUUCCAUGAACUUUUAUGAUGACCUGCUGAUUUGGUAAUUUUGUCAUUUAUUUUUUAACAGAGAUUAAGGAAUAAUCAAAGCUUCAUACAAGUUCAGCUCAGUCAUAGUGACAAUGCCUAUCAGUAAUGUUGUCCUGUAGCAAUUUAAACAGUUAGCACAUUUUGUUUGUUUUCCUGUGAGCGAUUCUCCAUGCACAUUUUUGACUACACUGGUACGUAAACAUUGACUGUAGAAUGUCAGCAUCUAACCGAAUGUAUUCAUUUUUAAAUGAAUACCCAAGAUAAGAAAACGAGCAGCCGCGUUAAGUUAAGCAACAAUAUUUGAGGGGAAUACUACAACAUUUUAGACAGUACAGCCAAGGUUUCUGAAUGUUUUUAAUUGAUGUAAAUUAUGAAAAAGUGUUUGGGAGCAAUAUAAUGAAACUGUUGUGUACAUGUUUAUAUAAUGUUAAAAAAAUAAUAACAACAAAGACAAAUUCAGAUUAUAGGUACACAGUUUUGUUUUGUAAUGUGGAAACGUUAAUCAAAUAAGUUUGAUUACUGCAAAGUGUACGUGUAGUUGGGGUUAUUUGUUGUUUUGAAAAGAGUUGUACACAAUUGACCUUUUUUUGUUGUUAUUUAAGUUUGGUGUCCCGUCCCACGUCCCCAUGCAAUCAGUGUGUUUGAUCUACUUUGGAGAGGAUAUGCCUGGCUGUGAGAAUGAAUAUGAAAGGAUUGAGAAAGAAAUGAAUGAGGUUGGUACUUCGUAUGCACAGUGUAAAGUUCCGUUGUAAAGGCUGGUCGAGAUGUUGGUAGGAGUAAACAAAAUGUUAUAGCAUCCAGCUGGUUCCAAACCUGCUUAGCAGAAUUAUCUGCCAGCUAGGUGUUUGAGAAUGUUGUGAAUGGUCACAUGUUGACCUCUUGUGCAUUGGCUGCCUUCACUGUGGUUGAACAAUGGAAUCUUGCACGCGUUGUGCAUAACUUUUGGCCAAUGUUUGGUCUUCAUUGACCUCAGUGAUGGUACUGUUUUGGGUCUUGUGACGUCAUACGCAAGGGGUCUAUUGAUGGUCACAUCUUGCUUCAGUUGAUCCGUUGUAUGUCAAAUUUGGGAUGAAAGCAUUCAGGGUAAUAUACUUCACCCAUAUCUGCCAAACUACAAACACACAAACACUGUAAACGCCUGCCUAUAACAGAAACCUAUAGAUGUGCAAUAGGUUAGUGUCUUUCGCUUGCAUUAACUAAUGAUGGGAAAACAUGACAAAAUAUAUAACAUUCUAAAGAGAAAGAGUUUGUACUUUCCAAUGGUAUACAGUUUGUUGGGGGAUAUGUUUAUUUGUAAGGCAGUAAAGAAUUAAUGUUUAUUGCUUUGCAGCAAUGAGCACUAGGUGGGCUUGGGCAGGGACUGUGUGUUUGUACUGUGACCAGUCGGGCAGAUAUGGGUUCAAGCAGUACGCCUUACUCAUCCUGAAGCUGUAGUUUAGAUUCCCAGCCAGACCCUUAAGAUCUUGUUUUUGAAUACUUGAUACAGAACAGUUCAGCUGUGCACAAGAAUGGAUGAACUAAUUGUGUUACAAGUAUGUAAGCUGGAACGUUCACCCAAGUAUCCUUUCCUAAACAGUUUUGUUUCUAGGUACUGAAAGUCUCAGUUUGUUGAACUACAAAGCAGGGAACCAGUCAAAGUGUUAUACCUCACAUGAUGUUUUGACUGGUUACAGAGAAAUCCUUGAUUAUAAAAUUUAGGAAAAUGGGUAUGGGUCCGAGUUUGUAUCGUUGUAAAUGUCAUACCCAGUGAACAAUAUUCUGCACUGCAGCCCCCCCCCCUUUCCCCCACCCUCAAGAGUAGAAGAGUGUAAGCAAAAAUAAACUAGUUUGGAACAGUAAAAACCUUAGGAGCAGACAGAAUUGUCGAUGAUGAAUUGGCACUACCACUUAUAAGCAAUUGAAUUUGAUAAAAGAAAAUUUUAGCAGUGCUUGUUGAUUUGUGGUCAUGUUGUUGGAAUUUCAUUUUGAUUGCAUCCAGUAAAUAGCUCCAGGUUUUAGAUCAUUUUACCAGGAAUGGAUUAAGGUUAACUUUGACAUUAUGAUGGGAACGAGACAAUAAUCCAACUGUAUGUGUGUUAUUUGCUCUUUUCUUUUUUUUCUUUCAUUAAUGUCACUGGGUUGAAUACUCAUCAAGGAAACGAGGCAGUUCUAGGCUACGGAACUUAAUCCUACUAUAAGGAUGGUAGACCUCGUUCAAACUAUGACUUUUCACAAAUAGAGUUGACUUCAUUAUGGCCUUCUGAAGACUAUUCGAAGCUUGCAGCAUUAUUUGAAUGAUACUUUGCAUCCUAAGUGCUGGAUGUCUCUGGAAAACCAUUCUCUCCGUUUUUGGACCAUAAAGAUUUCAGUCUUGUGGUCACUUUUUCACAAAGCCUUGACAAAGCUCAGCUCUUUGCAAUUCUUUUGGUGUUCUUUAUUUGAUUUUGUUUUAUUGGUUUGUAUUUUUUAUUUUUUUUUUUUUUUUGGCUUGUAGUGGUCUUCUGUAUAAUAAAUGCCAACAACAUGCUCAAUAUUUAUACCAGAUUCACAAUUGCAGGUAGAGCAAUGUAAUCCUUGUAAAUACUACAAAUGCCGAGUAUAUAAACAGUAUGGGGCCCCAGUCGGCUAAUAGUUUUAUUGAGAUGAACUGUAGAUCUACAUAGGCUUAAUACAUGUUUUAUACCAACAAAUAUUUACAAGAGGAGUUGAAGUUUAUAUACCAUGGCACAUCUGUGAUCAUAUUUUGAUUUUUUUUUUUUUUUUGCUUUUUAAAAAAUCGGUAUAUUUUGUUGUUGAAAUAAUUGGCCAUUGUAGCACGGUUUUCUUUAACAAGAUCUGUAAAUGUGUAAAUGUUUGUGCAUUAAGUAAGAAGAAGAAGAAGAAAAAAAAAUUGGAUAAAAAAUUUAUUGAGAAAAAAAAAAGCUGAAAUGGUUGCACAUAUUUCUUAGUUGGAACGAAAGACGAUAAAAUAAAAUAAAAUAAAAAAAAACCUAAAAAAUGCAUUCAUCCAUUUUGAAAUCAUUGCAUUGUUAUCAUUGUGUCAUUGUCAACUGGUUAAACAGGCUGGCUCCUUAAAAAGAAAUAACACUUGUAAAAUUGAUAAUGAUAAUGUUGAUAUAAAAAGAAAUGAUAAAUUAUGUAAGUUAAGUGUGUUAGAUUUUUGAGUUGUCCGUAGCAGACCUGUCUAAUUGCUUCAUCCAUUCACCCUAUAAAAAAAAAAAAAAGUCAUGGCUUAGUCAUAUCACAUCUUAACUCCACACAGACUGCGGGCUUUAAAAAACAGUGGAUUUUUAUACACUACCAAACCUUCGUAUCAAGGAAUCUUAAUGUGAAUAUAUUUUAGUACAUAUUCAAGUAUAAGUCUCUUUUUUGUUCAAGGGAAACAAACAAUGAGGGUGGAAUUGUUCCGUGUGGAUUUAAGAUGACAAUAUUGUAGCAUCCUUUCUAUAAGAGCUUGCUGUGUACGUGGGUUAACCUUUUGACAUUAGUCACACGGUCCUCCGCUGCAUGCUUGUCUUUUUUUUUAUUUUCAUUACUUUUUUGGUCAUUUUUAUUUUUUAAAGGUCAAUAUUCUGUUCUGUACAAUACCUCUUGUUAUUAUGGAAUUAAAUACAAAAACAAAUAAAAUAAAAUAAUUAAAUUGGAGAUGUUAACUCUCCAUCCCCACGAGUUGAAGAA
Messenger RNA from Asterias rubens (European starfish), 7420 nucleotides. RefSeq names its product serine/threonine-protein phosphatase 2A 56 kDa regulatory subunit epsilon isoform-like. Gene Ontology annotation, biological process: protein dephosphorylation; signal transduction. The transcript is spliced from 13 exons. Lineage: Eukaryota; Metazoa; Echinodermata; Asteroidea; Forcipulatida; Asteriidae. Gene Ontology annotation, cellular component: cytosol; nucleus; protein phosphatase type 2A complex. Bases 434 to 1819 code for a protein of 461 amino acids. Gene Ontology annotation, molecular function: protein phosphatase activator activity. The record is from RefSeq and is a predicted model, not a curated record.